This is a messenger RNA of Porites lobata, 705 nucleotides long. The record is from the annotation of a GenBank genome assembly. NCBI's taxonomy places the organism in Eukaryota, Metazoa, Cnidaria, Anthozoa, Scleractinia, Poritidae.
AUGGGAUCGUUUGGGGGGACAGAAAAGCCCGAGCAGCCACCUGGAAUAAUGCCGGGACAUGCAAAUUGCCGUGUGCCUUUGCGGCUAAAUAAUUUCAAAAACUCCCAUUGUCUGGCAUUUUAUCAAAUACCCAAGGCAAGACGUAUCCGGCGAGAAUAUGUACGUUUGUUCCAGAACUCCGAUAGCACAAGGAUUUGCUCUGCCCAUUGGGAUGGUGGUGAAAAGCGCAGUAGAACGCAUCUACCAUCUAUCUUUCCUUGGAGUAAAAAAACACGUGAACGACGAAUUCUAUACAGGUCAGAGGCAACCUCGAAUUCAAGAGCCAGGAAAAGAAACACUGACAUUUCUUGUACCGAAAUGGACGUUAAGGAUGACUCAGUAAAUGAAGUGUCAGUUGAAUAGAUUGACGUGGACACUCAAAGCAACAGUGUUUCACCGACUCUUUCCUUUUGUGAUGCUGAGAGGCAAACUGAAAUAACCGGAGAAUUUCUCGAUCGAUUGGAAUUUGAAUUAAAAUCGAUUGGCGAGGAAAAAGACAAAUUAGCAAACGAAAAAGACGAGUUGACUAGAGAUUCAAAGAGACUUCAGCAUGCACUGAAAAAUCCGAAGUUUGGCAUUUCAAAAUUUAAGGAAAAGGGUGAAGAUAUUGAAUUUUACACUGGCCUUCCACACUGGGAUGCACUUAUGCUUCUUUAUGUUACAUGA